AUGCACAAUUUAGAUACAUUACAUGUAUUGGUUGAAUGUAAGGACAUUCUUGAGGAAAGUUGGAAGACUUUCAUCAAAGUGAACAAGAACAGUAGAAAAGAUGAAGAUGAACCUUUCUGCACAACAGAAUCUCAUACCUGUGUAGUACAUCAGCAAGGGUGCAUAAUCAUCAGUGGGGAAAGCGGUGCCGGGAAGACCGAGAGUGCCCAUCUCAUUGUGCAGCAUUUGACCUUCCUGGGAAAGGCAAACAACCGUGCUUUGCGGGAGAAGAUUCUCCAAGUGAAUCCUUUGGUCGAAGCAUUUGGGAAUGCCCGCACUGCUAUCAAUGACAAUUCUAGCCGUUUUGGGAAAUACUUGGAAAUGAUGUUCACGCCAACUGGAGCUGUAAUGGGAGCAAAGAUCUCAGAAUACCUGCUAGAAAAAUCCAGAGUUAUAAAGCAAGCCUUGGGUGAGAAAAACUUCCAUAUAUUUUACUACAUUUAUGCUGGCCUUUAUCAUCAGAAGAAACUUUCUGAAUAUAAGCUCCCUGAGAAAAAGCCUCCCAGGUAUAUUGAAAAUGGCACAGGAAAGGUGAUGCAUGAUAUUAUUAAUAAAGAAUCCUAUGGAACUCAGUUUGAAGCAAUCCAGCAUUGCUUUCGGAUCAUAGGAUUUACUAAAGAGGAAGUGCAUUCAGUGUAUCGAAUUUUGGCUGGGAUCUUAAAUACAGGAAAUAUCGAAUUUGCUUCCAUUUCUUCACAACACCAAACUGAUAAAAGUGAAGUGCCCAAUAUGGAAGCCUUAGACAAUGCUGCUGCACUGCUGAGCAUUGGCUCAGAAGAACUUCAGGAAGCUCUCACCUCACAUUGUGUUGUCACAAGAGGUGAGACCAUUAUCCGAACAAAUACUGUGGACAAAGCAGCUGAUGUACGAGAUGCCAUGUCAAAGGCUCUUUAUGGCCGACUCUUCAGUUGGAUUGUAAAUCGGAUUAAUACCCUGCUGCAACCUGAUAAAAAUAUAUGCAAUGCUGAAAGUGGAAUGAAUGUUGGGAUAUUGGAUAUUUUUGGAUUUGAGAACUUCACAAGAAACUCAUUUGAACAGCUGUGCAUAAACAUUGCAAAUGAGCAGAUCCAAUUUUAUUUCAAUCAGCACAUAUUUGCACUUGAGCAGAUGGAAUAUCACAGUGAAGGAAUUGAUGCUGUCUUGGUUGAUUAUGAAGACAACAGACCACUCUUAGAUAUGUUCCUUCAGAAACCAAUGGGGCUACUUUCUCUACUGGAUGAAGAAAGCCGAUUUCCCCAAGCAACAGACCUAACAUUAGUUGAUAAAUUUGAAGAUAAUCUGCGAUGCAAAUACUUCUGGAGGCCCAAACGAGUGGAGCUCUGUUUUGGCAUUCAUCAUUAUGCCGGGAAGGUUCAGUAUGAUGCUUAUGGCUUCCUUGAGAAGAACAGAGAUACCCUUCCUGCGGACAUAAUGGUGGUAUUGAGGACUUCAGAGAACAAGCUUCUUCAGCAGCUUUUUUCAAGCCCGUUGACCAAAACAGGCAACUUGGCUCAAACAAGGGCAAGAGUAACAGCUGCAUCCAGAUCUUUACCUCCACAGCUUGGUUCAGGUCGUAUUAAGAUUGACACCAUGGAAAUUAUGAGGCACCCUGAGGAAACCACCAACAUGAGGAGACAAACUGUGGCUUCCUAUUUCAGGUAUUCUCUGAUGGAUCUGUUGUCUAAAAUGGUGAUUGGACAACCUCACUUUGUUCGCUGCAUUAAGCCCAACGAUGACCGAGAAGCAUUGAAAUUUUCUCAAGAGAGAGUCUUAGUGCAGUUACGCUAUACCGGCAUUUUAGAGACCGUCAACAUACGUCAACAAGGAUAUUCUCAUCGCAUUCAUUUUGAUGAGUUUGUAAAAAGAUCAGCUUUGUCUUUCAUUAGAACAUUUGGCAAAUUUUUAUCAAGUUUCUUCCUGGUAGGUAGAGAAUAUAUUGAUCAGUUAAAAUAUAACUUCUCUUUUGAAUUGAGCAAAUCUCCUGCCUGGAGAGGAUAUGAUUCUCGCAAGAAGUUCAAGGAUAUAAAGAACAAAAGAAUUGAUGCCGCUAUUCAUAUUCAAGCAG
Thamnophis sirtalis is the source of this 2083-nucleotide messenger RNA. The record is from RefSeq and is a predicted model, not a curated record. Lineage: Eukaryota; Metazoa; Chordata; Lepidosauria; Squamata; Natricidae.